This is a messenger RNA of Chinchilla lanigera (long-tailed chinchilla), 1151 nucleotides long. RefSeq names its product tetraspanin 33 (gene Tspan33). The record is from RefSeq and is a predicted model, not a curated record. NCBI's taxonomy places the organism in Eukaryota, Metazoa, Chordata, Mammalia, Rodentia, Chinchillidae. Gene Ontology annotation, cellular component: membrane.
GGGCCGGCGGCCGCGGGGAGGUAGGCCCCCGGGGGUGGCGCGGACCAUGGCGCGGAGACCGGGGGCGCCGGCCGCCUACGGAGAGGAGUUCUCCUUCGUCAGCCCGCUGGUGAAAUACCUGCUCUUCUUCUUCAACAUGCUCUUCUGGGUGAUUUCCAUGGUGAUGGUGGCUGUGGGUGUCUACGCCCGGCUGAUGAAGCAUGCAGAAGCAGCCUUGGCCUGCCUGGCGGUGGAUCCUGCCAUCCUGCUCAUCGUGGUGGGUGUCCUCAUGUUCCUGCUCACCUUCUGCGGCUGCAUCGGGUCCCUGCGCGAGAACAUCUGCCUCCUACAGACCUUCUCCCUGUGCCUCACCAUCGUGUUCCUGCUACAGCUGGCUGCUGGGGUCCUGGGCUUCGUCUUCUCAGACAAGGCUCGGGGGAAGGUGAGUGAGAUCAUCAACAAUGCCAUUGUGCACUACCGAGAUGACUUGGAUCUGCAGAACCUCAUUGAUUUUGGCCAGAAGAAGUUCAGCUGCUGUGGAGGAAUUUCCUACAAGGACUGGUCCCAGAACAUGUACUUCAACUGCUCAGACGAUAACCCUAGCCGUGAGCGAUGCUCUGUUCCUUACUCCUGUUGCUUGCCUACCCCAAACCAGGCAGUGAUCAACACUAUGUGUGGCCAAGGUAUGCAGGCUCUUAAAUACUCGGAAGCUAGUAACGUCAUCUAUACCAACGGCUGUAUUGACAAGUUGGUCAACUGGAUACACAGCAACCUAUUCUUACUUGGUGGUGUGGCACUGGGGCUGGCCAUCCCCCAGCUGGUGGGAAUCCUGCUAUCCCAGAUCCUUGUGAAUCAGAUCAAAGAUCAGAUCAAGCUACAGCUCUACAACCAGCAGCACCGGGCUGACCCAUGGUACUGAGAAUCCACCCUGCACCUCCUCACCAUGGCAACAGGCAAGCCUCACUGACCAGCAGCAGCUGGGUGCUGAGAACAGCACCCAAGGAGAUUUGGAUUCCAGCUCCCCGGCAGUCAUGGCCCACUGGGACGAAGCAAACUCUGGAUGCACAGAAAGAAGGGAGGGUGUGCAGGGGGCUCAAGUCUCAGAGGAUGUGCCUCCCUCCCCCAUCCUAGCCCUCAGCAUUGUUAAGAGAGUUAUUUUGUGUUGUUUCUAA